CGGACGGCAUUCAACUAUAUGUCAAGCAUUCAUCCACCAACCGCUCUCAACUGCUCCUCCGCUGAAUUAAGAACUGUUUCUCCUCACACCAUCGUCCGCAUCACCACCGGCAGAAUCCCUGCUUUGGAUACUAUCAAUAGCUCUUAACCGGACAAGAGUUAUUUCCAAAAAAAUCAUAUUUCCGAAAUUAUUGAUGUUUGCAUGAACUUUGCAUAGUGAGAUGCACUAGAAAGUGACGCUGAAGACAGUUUGAACCAAACUCCUUAAACUCAUCAUUAAAGGUGGAAGAUUCGACUAUAUUCCUCAAAGAUCAGACAUCAAGAAGAUGACAGUAUGUUUCUCGUCACUUUCUUUGAUAAUCAUCUCAUGGGUGCUAUCAUGCUUUCUCCUGCAAAGCAGUUAUGGCUUACCGAAAAGGGGAAGAGCAUCGCAUGUAAUGAGAGGGUUUGAUAUGCUGCCCCAUAAUAUAGAACUAUUUCAACCAUGUAGAUCAUCCUUCGAGUGCCUUCUCUACAUUCCUCAUAGCCAUUGCGAUUGGAACUCAAAAGUGUGCACAUGUCAACCAUAUCAUGUUUCAUACAACAACACCAUGUGUUUGCCAGUAUCCUUGUUGGGUUAUGGAUGUAUUCUGGAUAGCCAGUGUCAAGUGAAGGUUAAGAACAGUAUAUGUGUUGAUGGUAUCUGUGAAUGUAAACCAGACUUUGUGCCUUUAAGAAAGGAUAAGUGCCUACCACCCGCUAAAGUCGAAGAUUACUGCUUAAAUGAUCGACAGUGUAAAAUGGCUAGUAGUUACAGUUACUGUAAAUACAUCAUCCCUAGAAUUUAUGGAAAAUGCAAAUGUCCUCUGGGAUAUUUAGUUACAGAAGAUGGAGCUUGCUUACCUCACUUAGGAAACGAGUGCAAACAACACCAAGACUGUGAACAAGUAACUCCAAAUUCAUUCUGUCUUCGAGCUGGCAAAAAAGCUUACUGUGAAUGCAGAGAAGGAUAUCAAGUAUCAAAGAACGGAAUACGAUGUCAGAGAGUAGAACCACACCCAGAAGAUUUUGUUCUGCAGUUAACAUCUCUCGGUAAACCCUGUAAACAUUCGGAUGACUGCCAGGCUCGAGAUCCAUACAGCAUUUGCAGAAAUGGAACAUGCGAUUGUAUAUCCCCGGAUGAUUCUUGCAGCGCCCGUAACACAGGUUGUCACCCAGAUACCUUUCAGUGCCAAAGCGGUUACUGCAUAUCCUGGUACUUCGUAUGCGACAAUCAAAAAAACUGCCCCGAUAACAGCGAUGAAGAUCAAUGUAUACCUUUCAACUGCCCCAAACAAGCUUUUCAAUGUGACGAUGGAACAUGUUUAUCUAAAUCACUUGUGUGCAAUGGACAGUGGGAGUGCCCAGAUGGCAGUGAUGAAGCUAGAUGCUACACAGGUAUUCCAUGUGACAGAAACGCAUUUAGAUGCAAGAACGGCCAGUGCCUUCCACAAUACACAUUUUGCAAUGCUGAGCAGGAUUGUGCAGAUGGAAGUGACGAAUUAGACGAAGUUUGUGAAAGAGGUGAUUAUUGCCCUAGGGACAGUUUUCAGUGUGAUAACAAACGAUGCAGGUCAUCGGCUAUACUUUGCAGUGGUUUAGAUGGUUGUGGAGAUAACAGUGACGAAACAAACUGCGAAGUCUGCUAUUGCAAGAAGCCAUAAUUUCAACUGCCUUAGAAUUUCAUUGGACGAUGUUCCUCCUUAAUUUAUUUUGUGAUGUUCAUUUUGAAUAUAUUUUUUACGUUUUUUAUUUUAUCAUUUUGUUUAUGUUGGUGUCAAGUCAUAAUAGAAAAAAAAAACGGAUAACUAAAGUAUAAGGUAUCCAACGAAGCUUGUACAUAGCCAAAUAAAGAUUA
Messenger RNA from Argiope bruennichi, 1875 nucleotides. RefSeq names its product sortilin-related receptor-like. Lineage: Eukaryota; Metazoa; Arthropoda; Arachnida; Araneae; Araneidae. The record is from RefSeq and is a predicted model, not a curated record. The transcript has 14 exons. The coding region runs from base 326 to 1681 and encodes 451 amino acids. Gene Ontology annotation, molecular function: protein binding.